CCCCGCCUACUUCCCCUCCCCGGGUCCCGGGCGGCGAAGAUGGCGGCCGUGAGGGCGCCGCGAGCGGUAUCCGGGGGUCUGGCCGUGGCGCCGGGGGCGGAGUAGCGCCCUCCAGAUUUCGGGGCGCGCCCCCUGCCCCGCGCGUCCAUGCACUCCGUGUCCCCCGCCGCCGCACAGUACCGCAGCGGCAGCCCCGAGGCCCGUAAGCCCCGCGCACCCCGGGAGCCCUCCAGUCGGGGUCCCCCCGGAGCCGUCGGGCCACCUGCCGCCGCCCCCGGGGAGCCGGACGAGGUGGACAAGUUCAAGGCGAAAGUGCUGACGGCCUGGAACAACGUCAAGUACGGUUGGACGGUCAAAAGCAGAACCAGUUUCAGCAAGAUUUCCACCCUGCAUCUCUGUGGGCGACGCUACCGGUUUGAUAGCGAAGGGGAGAUCCAACGUUUCCAGCGGGACUUCUCAUCUCGCCUGUGGUUCACCUACCGCCGAGACUUCCCACCUCUAGGCGGGGGCAGCCUGACGUCGGACUGCGGCUGGGGGUGUAUGCUCCGCAGCGGACAGAUGCUCUUAGCUCAGAGCCUCCUGCUGCACCUGCUACCCCGAGACUGGACAUGGAAUCAGGGCACAGGCCCUGGCCCCCCAGAAGCAGCCUCUCUCCACUGGGGGCCUGGCCACUUGCUACCUCCGUGCUGGACACCAGGCGCCCCAGAGCAGGAACAGAAUCACCGGAAGGUCGUGUCCUGGUUUGCUGACCAGCCCCAGGCUCCCCUCGGCCUCCACCGGCUGGUGGAGCUGGGCCGCAGCUCGGGCAAAAAGGCAGGAGACUGGUACGGGCCGUCCCUGGUGUCCCACAUACUCAGGAAAGCCGUGGAGAGCAGCCCGGAGUUGUCUCGUCUGGUGGUCUAUGUGUCACAGGAUUGCAUAGUGUACAAGGCAGACGUGGCCCGCUUAGUGUCCUGGCCAGAUCCCAGUGCCGAAUGGAAGGCCGUGGUCAUCCUGGUGCCCGUGCGACUGGGCGGGGAGACUCUCAACCCCAUGUACGUGCCCUGUGUGAAGGAGCUGCUACGCUCAGAGUUGUGCCUGGGCAUCAUGGGAGGCAAGCCACGCCACUCACUCUACUUCGUCGGCUACCAGGAUGACUUCCUGCUUUACCUGGACCCACACUACUGCCAGCCCACGGUGGAUGUCAGUCAACCUGACUUCCCCCUGGAGUCAUUCCACUGCACCUCCCCCCGCAAGAUGGCCUUCACUAAGAUGGACCCAAGCUGCACCCUGGGCUUCUACGCCAGAGACAGGAAGGAGUUUGAGAAGCUCUGCUUGGAGCUGACCCGGGUCCUCAACUCCUCCUCUGCCUCGGAGAGGUACCCCAUGUUCACACUGGCCGAGGGCCACGCUCAGGACCAUGGCCUGGAUGACCUCAGCUCACAGCCCUCCCCGCCUACCAGCCGGCUCCCUGGUGGUGCAGGGCGGCUCCUCAGAGCCAAGCGCCCAAGUUCGGAGGACUUCGUGUUUUUAUAAAGGGAUAGGGAGGGGGGGAGAAGAUACCACACUAUUUAUUUUUUUUAUUUAUGUUACUCUGGGUGUGGGAGCUAGCACUCUGGUGGUGAUAGGAUUUUUUUUGUCUUCCAGCUCCUUCCCUGGACACAGGAAUCCAGGAGACCCACCAGGAGGGGGUUAGAGGCCAUGGGACUCCCUCAUCUGUUCACUGCCCACCCACCCCCCCCCCCCAAUAGGGCAAGGCAGGGAUGCAGGCUUCCAGGCACCCACUCAGGGCCUGAUUCAAGUACUGUAGUUUUGCACUGGAUUGCCUGGGACUCUUUUUGGCCCUGUCAUCCCUGUCCUGCUAAGGGCUGGUGGCUUGUGGGAGGGGACACUGGACUGCUGGGGAUGUUCUAAUAAAGCCGUCUGAGUGACUUGACCUCAAAAA
Erinaceus europaeus (western European hedgehog) is the source of this 1924-nucleotide messenger RNA. RefSeq names its product autophagy related 4D cysteine peptidase (gene ATG4D). Gene Ontology annotation, molecular function: protein-phosphatidylethanolamide deconjugating activity. The record is from RefSeq and is a predicted model, not a curated record. Lineage: Eukaryota; Metazoa; Chordata; Mammalia; Eulipotyphla; Erinaceidae. The coding region runs from base 148 to 1515 and encodes 455 amino acids. The transcript has 10 exons.